This is a messenger RNA of Ctenopharyngodon idella (grass carp), 1014 nucleotides long. It is a transcript of the gene sod3a, whose product is annotated as superoxide dismutase 3, extracellular a. NCBI's taxonomy places the organism in Eukaryota, Metazoa, Chordata, Actinopteri, Cypriniformes, Xenocyprididae. The transcript is spliced from 2 exons. The coding region runs from base 178 to 840 and encodes 220 amino acids. Gene Ontology annotation, molecular function: copper ion binding; superoxide dismutase activity. The record is from RefSeq and is a predicted model, not a curated record. Gene Ontology annotation, biological process: removal of superoxide radicals.
UGAGUUCCAAGAAGAGCAGCCAAUCAAUAAUACAAAGUUUGAUUGCAAGGGAACAUUCUCUUAACCCCAGUUCAGGGCUGCACACGGAUUAAGCUUUGCAGUAAUCUUGUGACUGCUAUAUUCAGUCUGCACACAGAUUAAGGACAACAUUUCAGUUAUACGGCUUUAAAGAUCAACAUGGAGAAAAUCAUCCUAAAAUUCCCUCUGAUAUUGCUGGUGCUGCAUAUACAAGGAGAUGAGUUCUCUGACAAUCCAGUUCUUUUGAUUGUCGGAGCUCCACAGCCGGAAGUCGUGGAGUUCAACAACACAAUCUAUGCCACUUGUGAAGUAACUCCUGUCCCCAAUUUACCAUCUAGCCAGCCAGAGAUCUUUGGGCAAGUCCUCUUCAAGCAGCUCUUACCCAAUGGAACUUUAGAAGUGAAAAUCAACCUCCGUGGUUUGCCUGCCGUUGAUAAUCAAGUGCGUGCCAUCCAUAUCCAUCAGUAUGGAGACCUCAGUCAAGGCUGCAUCACUGUUGGUCCUCAUUACAAUCCGCAGGGCGUCGACCACCCUGGUCAUCCUGGAGACCUGGGCAACUUUGUUUCUAAGCAAGGAGUUAUAAGGCAGUUCCUGAAGCUCCCAGAGGCCAAGCUCUUUGGGGCUCAAUCCAUUCUGGGACGUGCGGUGGUGAUUCAUGAGAAGGAGGAUGAUCUGGGAUUGGGCUCAGAUGAGGAGAGUAAACGCAGUGGGAAUGCUGGGAAGAGAAUUGCUGGCUGUGUGAUUGGCAUUACUACUCCAAGCCUGUGGCAGAAGACUGAACCCGGGGAAGAUGUGGAGGAGGGAACCGAGAGUCAAAGAUGAGAGUGUCGGAUGUGGUGGAAGGGCAGAUGCGCUGCAGAAGAAAGGAUGUGUUGUGUCUUAGAAUAAUACUUGAUACUUACAUUUAGGAACUAUGAUUGAAAUAGGAUAAUAAUGAUUUACCUUGUAUAUUCUUUGUCUAUGCCCUACAUUAAUAUAAAUUAAUAUUUAAAAAUA